AUGGACGGAGAAACACGCACAUACCUGGCUGGCUCGCCCAGUGGCGCCCUGCAGCGCCGGACGGCCCGAAUUGCGCUCGGCGCGCUUGAGGUGCUGGUCCGCAUCACCCAUUCGGGCGUCUGCGGCACCGACGCACACGACCGCACGGCAUCCUGCGGCCUCGGCCACGAAGGCGUCGGCGUCGUCCACCGUGUCGGGAGCGAAGUGACGGCUGUGCAGGUCGGCCAGCGCGUUGGUCUCACCUUCCAAACUCAUGCCUGCGGGUCCUGCGCCGAAUGCAUCGCCGGCUACCGCCAGUACUGCCACAAGUCCGUCGGCCAAAAGUACGGCGCCGAGGAGCACGGCACGUUUUGCGACUACGCCGUCCGCCACCAGGACUUUGUCAACCCGAUCCCCGACGGCCUGCCCUCUCACUACGCGGCGCCGCUCGUCUGCGCGGGCAUUACCGUCUACGAGGCGCUGCGGGCGGCCGACGUCACGGCCCGCGACCGCGUGGGCGUCGUCGGCCUCGGCGGCCUGGGCCACUGCGCGGUGCUCUACGCCAGGGCCAUGGGCUGCGCCGUGUCGGUGUUUUCGGCGAGCGACACGAAGCGGGCGGACGCGCUGGCCAUGGGUGCGUCGGCGUUUCAUGUGCUGGACACGACGACGACCGCGGACGCGGCCGCCACGCCACCGCCACUGGCGCUCGAUGUGUCCUCCAAGGUGGACGUCCUGCUUCUGUGCGGCGGCGCCGUCACCGACUUUGGCGUUCUCCUGCCUCUUCUCGCACGCCGCGCCCGGGUCGUGCCGGUUGUCAUACAGACAAAGGACAUUACCGUGCCAUACAUGCCGUUCAUUUUGCCGGGCAUGAAGAUUAUCUUCAGCUUAGGCGCCACGAGACAAAACGAGCAGGACGCUCUCAAGUUUGCGGCGCGCCACAAUAUCCAGCCGUGGAUCCAAGAGUAUCCCAUGUCCGAAGAGGGGCUGACCGAGGCCUUUGCGGCGUUGGCCGACGGCACGAUGCGGUACCGUGCGGUGCUGAGCAAAGAGCUGGGCAAUGCGUUUUCUGCGUAG
This is a messenger RNA of Sporothrix brasiliensis 5110, 1053 nucleotides long. RefSeq names its product NADP-dependent alcohol dehydrogenase. Gene Ontology annotation, biological process: alcohol metabolic process. Lineage: Eukaryota; Fungi; Ascomycota; Sordariomycetes; Ophiostomatales; Ophiostomataceae. The transcript has 6 exons. Gene Ontology annotation, molecular function: alcohol dehydrogenase (NADP+) activity; zinc ion binding. The coding region runs from base 1 to 1053 and encodes 350 amino acids. The record is from RefSeq and is a predicted model, not a curated record.